ACUCAUGUUCGUGUAGUAAUUCUCAGUUGUUUAAUUAAAAUUGUACUAUCCUUAUUUUGAAUUUUUGAAUUAAUCAAAUUAUUAAAAAGCAAUAAGCGUUAGAAUUAUGUUCCUAUUGUAUGUUGGUGGUAAGCUCUCAAAAAACAUGACCGAACAAGUAGAAGUUAAAGAAAAUCUAUUAACAAAUGAUCAUGAUACACCAGAAAGAGUGGUUAAGCCUUCUACAUCAAUUCCAAGAUAUCAACACAAAUCAGAUAGCCAGACCAACAGUCCGAUGUUUUUACGCCCAUCAUUAUUGCCAUCUUCCUCAUCAUUUGCUUUUGAGAUAGGUCAAAGAAAACCGGAUACUCCGAGACCUACUUCUAAGUCAUUCUGUUUAAAUCCAUCUAGAUUAAGUUUAAACACAUCCACAUCCACUCCAAAAACUUCAAGUUCUUCCAAUCAAAAUGAUACAGAAACAGAAGAAACACAGUCUAAAAAAGAGGUGCCUAUUCCAUCACCUCCAGCUGUAUUUGGUGCUGUUAUUACCAAAAAUCGCACACAAAAACCUGAUGAAAUUUCAUUAGCUAGUGGUUUUAUAUUUGGUCAAAAUCUUCAUGAACGUGUAGAAUUAAAUAAAGAAGCUGAUUCAACUUCAGAAGAUGAUAAGAAACCUAACGAUACUCAAGAAGCUGAAGUUUCAUCAUCUUCAAAUGUUAUAUCUCCUUCAUUUGGAAAUCUUAAAAAUGACGAACCUAACGAAAAUGGCAGACUAGAUGAAACUGUAGAAGAAUCUAAAAGAAGAUUGGUGGAAGCUGCUAAAGAAUAUGAAGAAUCACGUGCAACGAAACGAAAGUAUGAAGAAGUUGAUUGUAUGACUGGAGAGGAAAAUGAUGUAAACGUAUUUCAGCUAAAUAUAUGUAAACUAUAUGUAUAUGAUAAUGCUAAAUCCAACUGGGUGGAAAAAGGACGUGGACAACUACGUGUAAAUGAUAUGGACGGAGGGCAGUCGUCAAGAGUAGUUAUGCGAAGUAAUGGAAACCUUAAAGUUAUUUUGAACACUAAGAUUUGGGCAGACAUGAAAGUUGAAAAAGUUAGUGAAAAAAGUGUUAGGCUCACUGCAUUUGAAGAAGAUUCAAUUAAAGUGUUUCUUGUUCUUGGGCCUGCUAAAAGUAUUGAUGAAUUUAUACAUGUAUUACUGACGCGUGUAGAAAGACAUAAAGAAGCGGAUAGAAAAAGGAAUCCUACUUCCAGCAAAGAUGAAGAUUCAUUAGAGGGUACACUUGUCUAAUAUGCUGAUAAUAUUAUUUUUAUCAUAAAAAUCAAUAUAAAUAAUAUUUAUGGUGAAAAAUAUUUUAUUUCAGUUUUUUCCACAAAAUAUAAUAUGUUGUAUUUAUAUAAUUAUAUUUAAGAAUAAUCCAUUUAUAAGCAAUCAUAAAUUUCGUAUACCAGAAAAAAAUACAUUAAAAGUAUUGUUAAUGAC
Molecule: messenger RNA, 1462 nt
Organism: Myzus persicae (green peach aphid)
Lineage: Eukaryota; Metazoa; Arthropoda; Insecta; Hemiptera; Aphididae
Gene: RanBP3
Product: ran-binding protein 3
Exons: 7
Coding region: 107-1270 (387 amino acids)
Biological process (GO): protein export from nucleus
Cellular component (GO): cytoplasm; nuclear pore
Molecular function (GO): GTPase activator activity
Source: RefSeq, a predicted model, not a curated record